CGUUUGUCCCAGAAUACAUUAUUCUACAAACUCCACGCGCGAACAUUACGAGCAGAAGGCAAUUUGGUGGUCGAAACGGUGUGAUUUGAAAGUGACUGCCACACAAAUAUCUGUAUCUCGGGGCUGAAGGAGCCAGUAAUGACCACAACCACCAACUCUUCAGUUCUUAAAGAUGUUGUUGCCUAUGUUGACGUAUGGUCAUCCAACAAAACAGCAAACUACUCAAAGCCAUUUAUUCAGCAGCUACUGGAAAUGGGAGCUCAGGUAUCAAAAACCUUCAAUAAGCAAGUCACACAUGUAGUUUUCAAUAAUGGCCAUUCAGCGACAUGGAGAAAAGCCAAAAAAAGUAAUGUGCAUCUCGUCUCUGUUCUCUGGGUAGGCAGGUGUUACGACGAUGGCGUGCGUGUGGAUGAAGAGUUAUAUCCAGCCUUAAAUGAUGAAAGCAAUCCUGUCCUGAAGAACAAGAAGCAUCGCUGCAUGCAGCCGAAAGAUUCUCCAGAGAGGACACCUGAAAAUGACAGGCGCAUGAGGAAAAAAUUAGACAAGAUGAUGAAAGACUUUGCUCCAAAAGAACCUUUGGUUACAGAUGUGUCACCCAUCAUUAUUGAUGAGGAGAAUGGAAUAGUCUAUAGCCCGGCUUUUAAAAGGUCAGAUUACAUGGCGCAGCGUUUGAAAGACAUGAAGGAUAAACGAGAAAACCUUUCACCCACAGCUUCACAAAUGGUUGAAUCCCCCUCACCCACUGGGCUGAAGCCUUCUCUUGGAAGCACACCAACUGUCCUCAAAUUAAUGUAUGAUCAGUCAGACGAUGAUUCCAGUGCUUCUGUUGCUGAACUUGGUUACUCACCUGAUAAGGAAGAGGGGAGAACGCACACAGAUGUCAGAGACCAUGAACAUCUUGAACUACCCCACAGGAAAGACUGCCUCUCACCCUGCCAUCAUGUUCCAGAAAGGGUCAUAAGUGUGCCUACGUGCCCUGACUCUGAGAACAAAAAGGAUAAAGAACGAAAGAAACAAAAAAAGUCACAAAGGACCUCAGUUAGGAAAAAAGAAACCAUUGAUACCGUAGAGUUUUUAGAAAGUCCUUGUCAGGGCAGGAUAUCUGACAACAGCAAGAACUUGCAGAAAGAAAGAAGGCAGUCGCAGAUAAAGUCACCUCGAUUAUCACCUAAUAAAUCUGAAAAGAGAAAACAAAAAAUCACAAAAGUAAAGUUUUUUGCAGAGACUAAAUCCCUUAUUUCUCCUGACACUCUGGAGUCCUCCAGCUGCCACUCCUCAGCCACGCAAUGUGAUGCUGCUCCGGGACAGAAAACACCCAAACAGGCUCGACAGUCAUUUUCUGCAUUGGUACGAUCUUUCACUUCAUCCAGUGAAUACAAACGUGUCACCCCUGGUAAAGCUGAUGGCGAUGAUGAUGUGUUUGAGGACUAUUUCUCUCCAGCUAACCAGAGAUCAGAAAGACUUCUGUCUCUUAAUCUCCCUGUGGAGAGCAACAUUGAGAUACCUUUUAAGUUGGACGCAGUCCCGAAGAAGAGAAGACAAAGAAGAAGUGAAAUCUUUGGAACACAGGGUCAAAAAAAGAGGAAACUGGAAGAAAGUGACACUGGUAAAGAUCAGCAGUCUGAAACUAGCAAUGAAACUCAAAGUCAACAAGAAGAAGAGGAAGAAUGUUUGCCUGCGUUGAAUAACCCAAGUGCCGAUAAAAAACUAAUGGGUCAACCAACCACAUUACCAGAGGAUCAAACUCUGUCAGAGCUGAAGAAAAACUCUGAUUUCAAUGUUCCUUGUCACACUGUGGAAAGUAGAGGAAAUGAAUGUACAGUCACAGCUGGUUUCACAGAGAGCCCAACUGAAGCUGAAGGAAAUCACAAUAAGCAAGUCGGUUUGAGUCUACAGAAAAUGGUUAACAAAACAAAGGCAGUGAGAACUCUCGUCAUGACAAGCAUGCCCACUGAGAAGCAGAACACAGUGGUUCAAGUAGUGAAAGCGCUUGGUGGUUUCUCAAUCGUUGACCGCGUUUGUGAAAGCACAACUCAUGUGGUGUCUGGAGAACACAGGCGGACUCUCAAUAUUCUACUGGGUAUAGCUCAUGGUUGUUGGAUCCUCUCAUUUGAAUGGAUACUCUGGUCCUUGGAGCAAAGGCAGUGGAUUCCCGAGGAGCCGUAUGAACUUGCAGAUCAAUUUCCUGCAGCACAGAUCUGUCGUCUCCAGAGGCACCUGUCUGCUGGGGAGCACCAGCAGGAUCUGUUCCAAGGUCAGCCGGCCAUGUUUGUGUCUCAGCACUCCCAGCCACCCACUCAGAGCCUGGUGGAGCUGAUUGAGCUUUGCGGAGGGACAGUCUGCAAAACUGUGCGACAGGCGGGAAUCUGCAUAGGGAAAUACAGUGGCAGGAGGCCAGAGGGAAGCAGGAUCCUGUCUGAGCAGUGGGUGUUGGACAGCAUCACACAUCUGAAGCAGCUGUCAUACGAUGACUACGAGCUGGAGUGACCAUCGCUGAUUUUUUUUUUUUUUUUUUUUUAAGUUUACCUCAUUUCUUCCAUGCAGUGUUCAUCUUUGGCAGUUUUUUUUUUAAAUCUUUUUAUGCAGUUGUUUUCAUAGAGGAAAUUUUUUUAACCUUUUAGAAUGAUCAAAUAUGAAAUAGUCUCAGUUACUGUGAAACUGAACAAGCUUUUUUACUUACUGUCUGUCCUUUAAUAUCUGUGUCUGGAUUAAAUUAAAAACCACUACUAUAACAAUGUGAGUUUAGAAA
Archocentrus centrarchus (flier cichlid) is the source of this 2749-nucleotide messenger RNA. RefSeq names its product microcephalin 1 (gene mcph1). Lineage: Eukaryota; Metazoa; Chordata; Actinopteri; Cichliformes; Cichlidae. The coding region runs from base 139 to 2487 and encodes 782 amino acids. Gene Ontology annotation, biological process: mitotic cell cycle; DNA repair. Gene Ontology annotation, molecular function: DNA binding; ubiquitin-protein transferase activity; zinc ion binding. The transcript is spliced from 15 exons. Gene Ontology annotation, cellular component: nucleus. The record is from RefSeq and is a predicted model, not a curated record.